UAGAGGAUUCAUAGUCGACUGGGUAGGUUUGGCUCUGCUCUAGCCCCGGAAGCGACGAUGGCGGAGGCGACGCCGACGAUGGUGUUCGUCUACGGCACCCUGAAGCGCGGGUUCCCUAACCACCCGCUCCUCGUCGCCUCCUCCUCCCCGUUCGUCGGAGCCGCCUCGACGGCCGGCCCGGCCUCCCUCGUCAUCGGCCCCUACUCGGUCCCCUUCCUCCUCCCUCCUCCCUCCUCCGCCUCCUCCGGUCGCGUCGUCUCCGGCGAGCUCUACGCCCCCUCCCCCGCCGCUCUCGCCGAGCUCGACGACCUCGAGGGCACCCACAUCGGUGUCUAUGAGCGGCGCCCGAUCACCGUCGUGGCCGACGGGUCCGGCGAGGCGGUGCAGGCGGAGGCGUACUUCGCGCACCCGAGCUACGCAGAGGCGCUCUGGCGGCGCUGCGGCGGUGAGGCGGCCGAGAUUGGGGAGUACACCGUGGACCAUGCCGGCCGGUACGUCCCGAAGAGCGAGCGCGCCGCCGAAGCUGCUGGGCUCAUUGACGCCAUCCAUAGGUUCCUCGCCACUGCCCCGGAGAACUGACGUCGUGCUCGCGGAUUACUACAACCAUAGUUCAGUGAAUUUGUCAGCAUGACUGAAUUCAAGUUUUUUCGAAUAAUCAUCCAAGGUUUGCAUACAGAACCGUUUUGUCUUGUUCAGUGUGGAUUGCAUGCAGAGCUAUUCAAGUUUAUCCAAGUAUUGCAGUUGUAAAAUACUGAAUUCUUUGGUAGUUUGGAUGAAAAUGUACUUGCUGUUGGACAAGGAAAUUUUUCACAAGUGCUAAUCCAAGUGCGGUCGUUUAAUGGAAAA
Molecule: messenger RNA, 846 nt
Organism: Sorghum bicolor (sorghum)
Lineage: Eukaryota; Viridiplantae; Streptophyta; Magnoliopsida; Poales; Poaceae
Product: putative gamma-glutamylcyclotransferase At3g02910
Exons: 2
Coding region: 58-579 (173 amino acids)
Molecular function (GO): gamma-glutamylaminecyclotransferase activity
Source: RefSeq, a predicted model, not a curated record